Molecule: messenger RNA, 813 nt
Organism: Culex pipiens pallens (northern house mosquito)
Lineage: Eukaryota; Metazoa; Arthropoda; Insecta; Diptera; Culicidae
Exons: 2
Coding region: 1-813 (270 amino acids)
Source: RefSeq, a predicted model, not a curated record
AUGGUCCCAUGUAGUUGGGGGAUAGCGACCCGGAGGACUUCCAACUAUGUUGCCCUCAACAAGUUCACAAGAACGCCAACAGAUGGCCUGCUAAAGGAGCAGCGUCUAACAAAUCUUCAAAACCUCAACAACCUCAACAACUUCAAUAACCUCAAUAACCUCAACAUCCUCAACAAUUUCAACAACCACAACAACCUCAACAACUUGAAUAACCUCAAUAACCUCAACAACCUCUACAAUCUCAACAAUUUCAACAAUCUCAACAACCUGAAUAACCUUAAAAACCUCAACAACUUUAAUAACCUCAAUAACCUCAACAACCUCAACAACCUCUACAAUCUCAACAAUUACAACAACCUCAACAACCUGAAUAACCUCAACAAUCUAAAUAAUCUCAACAACCUCAACAACCUCUACAAUCUCAACAAUUUCAACAAUCUCAACAACCUGAAUAACCUCAAAAACCUCAACAACUUGAAUAACCUCAACAACUUGAAUAACCUCAACAACUUGAAUAAACUCAACAACUUUAAUAACCUCAAUAACCUCAACAACCUCAACAACCUCAACAACCUCUACAAUCUCAACAAUUACAACAACCUCAACAACCUGAAUAACCUCAACAGCCUGAACAAUCUCAACAACUUCAAUAACCUCAAUAACCUCAACAACCUCAACAACCUGAAUAAUCUCAACAACUUCAAUAUCUUCAAUAACCUCAACAAUUUCAACAACCUCAACAUCCUGAAUGACCUCAACAACCUCUAUAAUCUCAACAAUUUCAACAACCUAAACAACCUGAACAACCUCUAA